Molecule: messenger RNA, 1431 nt
Organism: Aspergillus glaucus CBS 516.65
Lineage: Eukaryota; Fungi; Ascomycota; Eurotiomycetes; Eurotiales; Aspergillaceae
Exons: 6
Coding region: 1-1431 (476 amino acids)
Molecular function (GO): heme binding; iron ion binding; oxidoreductase activity, acting on paired donors, with incorporation or reduction of molecular oxygen
Source: RefSeq, a predicted model, not a curated record
AUGAUUGCUGCUAUUAUCUUGAUCCCAUGCUUGGUCCUGUUGGGCUGUGCGCUCACGCCAAAGGCCCCUACUAUGAAGGGUGUCCCUGGUAGCUGGACUGAUCUUCUUCUUGCUGGUUUCGGUACCAAAUUCUCCUUCCUUCGCGGCCGCAGCGCCCACAAGUUCAACGACUUGCACUUGAAAUACGGAAAAAUUGCCCGCUUCGCCCCCGGUCAAGCGACAACAAACACCGUCAAAGCCCUUCGAAACAUCUACGCCUCCGUCGGCAAAGGCAGCGUCUUCCUCAAAUCCCCCUUCUACAAAGGCAUCUCCCGCCGCAACAUCUUCACAGCUCAAGACCCAGCAUACCACGCCACCGUGCGCAAGUUGUUCAGUCCAUCUUUGAGCCCGGGCAGCGUCCAAGCGCACGACGGCGUCAUCCGAGACUGCGUGCUCCGUUUGCACGAUGCCCUGAAAGUUAGACUCCAGCGCAAUGACACGCUCGUCCUGAACGACCUGUACUAUUGUCAUGCGGUGGAUACCGUCUCCGAAGUGCUUCUCGGUAAAUCGCUGGGCUGUCUGAACCGAGGACGGCCCUACUUCUGGACUGAGCAACUGCCGCGAAUCUUCUUCUGGGCUACUAUAAGGGACCAAUUCCAGGGCUCAGGAGUGCCCACGGUGAUCAAGUGGCUUCUGCGCAGAUUUCUUCGCAAGGGUAUCCGAACGAGGGCCGAAGAUGCCCGCAUGCGUCUGAUUAACGAACAACUCCGGGCCGAACACACGAGGCGGGACAUGAUGGUCGAAAUCAUGGAACGAGCACCCACCACCGAUUUGCCCGAGACCGAAAUUGCUGAAAACUUUUCCGCAAUUAUGUUGGCUGGCUUCCACACGACCCAGAAUGCGCUUUGUGCGGCGAUCUACUUUGUCCUGACCCAUCCCGAGGCCCAUGCCAAAUUGAAGGCAGAGUUGGACAGUGUCUACUCCGCCCCGAAGGACAUUGAUGGGCAGGUGCAGAAGCUUCCGUACCUUAAUGCGGUAAUCACUGAGGCUAUGCGGUUGUAUCCACCCGUGCCGGUGGGAGGACCCCGUGUGUCGCCCGGAGCAUAUGUGGAUGGCACCUACAUCCCGGCCGGAACUGAAAUCUGCAGCUCACUGUUCGCCCUUCACCACAACCCCGAAUACUUCAACGCCCCAUACGAGUUCAUCCCCGAGCGCUGGACAGACCCCAGCAACACUGACCGCAAAGAAGGAGUGCAGGCAUUCCUGGUCGGUAGCCGGUCUUGCGUUGCCAAGUAUUUUGCGAUGCAGAUGAUGCAGUUUUCGCUGGGUGCGUUCUUCCUGGAGUUUGAUGGCCAGUAUGUGGGCCGCGUCAAGGAUUGGCAGCGACAGAGCGAGUGCUAUGCCUUCUGGGAGGUUCCUGACCUGCGGGUCAAGAUGAGUACACGGGAGUAA